UAUAGGUUUUUAUUCGAAUUCAACCCAAAAUUGACUUUCGUCAUUAAAACAACCAUUUGAAUUUGAACGUCAAUAAAUUAUUAUAAUUUUUUGAUUAUUUUCUCUUUUAAGGCAAUAUAAUGUAAAUUAAUGUAUAUUUAAAUUUUUAUUCUAGAUUAGAAUAAAUUUGUUUAAUAACUCAAAAAAAUGGAUGAGCCAAUAAUUAGUCAAAUCAAGUUUCUCCUGUUGGCGGUGUCCUUUGCUCUAUGGGCGUCGUUUUACAACACAGUGCGCCAUAACUUCCCCGAAAGGUCACCAAUGUCCUGCAAUCAUUAUGUGGCCGUGUUUUUCUCCGUUUUAUCUGUUAUAUUUUUGUAUCUUGCACCUGAACUGCAAAUGUGGUCAUGUGACGAUGGCACUAUACUCAAUGGAUGGUGGGAAAUAUUUAGUACUGUGGCUUUAAUUAUAAUUUGGGGAUACUUGGCUUACAGCUUGGUUUGGACCAUGUACUAUGGAGAAGAGAUUGUCGUUUACUCUUACUUUAUGAUAAGCCUUUUACUCAUAAACCAUUAUUUGUUCCUGAAAUCUUGCGGAAGGGAAGUUAUUAUCAAAGGAGUUUGUUUUUUCGAAUUAUCAAAGCCAAGCGCCCAGGCAAAGUGGCAUCUAAGAAAGCUGGGAGAGGACAAAUGGUUGGGUCACAAAUUGAUCGGAAUUUUCACGUAUAGUUUUCUGGUGUUAAUUCGAAUAAUUUUUGGAUCGUUAUAUAUGUCGGCUAUCGUUUUCAGUAAUUUUUACGAUAUAAUGGAUAAAUUGGUUGCAGCCUAUUUUUAUAUUUUCGGCAUUGUUGCAUUUCACAAUAUCGUGCCACUUUGCAGAGAAUUAUUGGACUCGGAAGAAGUUCUUGUUCAGUUGAAACCUAUUGAAAGUAAAUUGAAGAAAUUGUAAAAUUUUUGAAUAAUUAAAAUUGUAGGUUUUUUUUAAAUUUGUAUAUAUUUAUUUGACUAAUAUAUGUAUAGACUAGUAACAUACAUUUUCUUAUUAUAA
Hermetia illucens (black soldier fly) is the source of this 1023-nucleotide messenger RNA. RefSeq lists its product as uncharacterized. The record is from RefSeq and is a predicted model, not a curated record. The transcript has 2 exons. Lineage: Eukaryota; Metazoa; Arthropoda; Insecta; Diptera; Stratiomyidae. The coding region runs from base 187 to 924 and encodes 245 amino acids.